Sceloporus undulatus (fence lizard) is the source of this 2968-nucleotide messenger RNA. It is a transcript of the gene SRRT, whose product is annotated as serrate, RNA effector molecule. NCBI's taxonomy places the organism in Eukaryota, Metazoa, Chordata, Lepidosauria, Squamata, Phrynosomatidae. The coding region runs from base 176 to 2749 and encodes 857 amino acids. Gene Ontology annotation, molecular function: nucleic acid binding. Gene Ontology annotation, cellular component: nuclear body. The record is from RefSeq and is a predicted model, not a curated record. Gene Ontology annotation, biological process: primary miRNA processing; mRNA processing. The transcript has 20 exons.
ACGCUAAGGGAAAGCACAGGAAGUGUUUGGCCAGGACCGGAAGUUCCGGUGCGGGGCGCGAAGGCGAGGGAGAAAGCGCGCGGCAGCGGGUGGCUGGGCCUGGCUUCUCCCGCCGCUGAAGGGAACCGGAGCCAGAGAGAAGCGGCGGCGGAGGCGACAGUAACUCCCCAGCGCAAUGGCCGACAGCGACGAUGAGUAUGACCGCAGGUGCAGGGAUAAAUUCCGGCGGGAGAGGAGUGACUACGAUCGCUCUCGGGAACGGGAUGACAGACGGCGAGAUGACUGGAGCGACAGGGAGUGGGACAGGGGUCGAGAACGUCGGAGCAGAGGCGAAUACCGUGAUUAUGAUCGGAACCGGCGAGAACGGUUCUCUCCACCUCGCCACAAGCUGAGCCCUCCACAGAAACGUAUGCGGCGAGACUGGGACGAGCACACGGCAGACCCUUACCACACUGGGUACGAGAUGCCCUACACGGGGGUCUCCACUGGCCCCACCUACGGACCUCCCCAGCCUUGGGCUCACCCAGAGAUGCACGUGACGCAGCAUCACAUCUUGCCGAUCCAAGCCAGGUUGGGGCACAUUGCAGAGGUGGACCUGGGCAUCGCUCCUCCCGUGAUGAAGAGUUUCAAGGAGUUUCUCCUGUCUUUGGAUGAUUCCAUCGAUGAGACUGAAGCGGUCAAGCGCUACAAUGACUACAAGCUGGAUUUCCGGCGGCAGCAGAUGCAGGACUUCUUCCUGGCCCACAAGGAUGAAGAGUGGUUCCGGUCCAAGUAUCACCCGGACGAAGCCGGCAGGAGGAAGCAGGACUCCCACAACGCUCUUCAAAACCGCCUCAAUGUCUUCCUGUACCUCAUGGACAAUGGCUGGUUUGAGGGCUUGCAGCUGGACAUCGACAAAGCCACCGCCAUCAUCAAAGUCCUGGAUGCCGCUGUCAUUAAGAUGGAAGGAGGGACCGAGAAUGACUUGAAAAUCUUGGAUCAAGAGGAGGAAGAGGAGCGGCAAGAGAAGGCCGAGUUGGCGAAAAAAGAGGAGGGCCGGCUCUCAGAGACAGACCGCAAAAGCACAGAGAAGGAUGACAAGAAAGAGGAGGCCAAGAAGACCAGUGAUGAAGAGACCGGAGAGGAUAACGCUAAGAAAGCUUCGGAAGAGGAGGAGAAGCAAGCAGAGAAGAAGGAAGAGCCAGAGAAAGAAGCAAAAAAGACCAGCCACAAACGCAAGAGGAAGCGCAGCGGGGAUGACAGCUACGACGAAGGCAGCGUUUCCGAGUCAGACUCUGAAUCAGAAAGUGGCCGCCCAGAAGAGGACGACAAAGAAGAUGAAAAGCCUAAAGAGGAGAAAGCUGCCACUAAAGAGGGUGAGGAAUCUCCCAAGGCCAAGGAGAAAGAUGGGGAGCCCAAGCCGCGCCCCCUCCACAAGACCUGCUCUCUCUUUGUGCGCAACAUCGCCCCCAACAUUUCCCAGGCUGAGAUUGUGGCGCUCUGCAAAAGGUACCCUGGCUUUAUGAGAGUGGCUCUAUCAGAUCCCCAGCCAGAAAGGAGGUUUUUCCGAAGAGGUUGGGUCACCUUUGAUCGCAGCGUCAACAUCAAGGAUAUCUGUUGGGACCUCCAGAACAUUAGGCUGCGGGAUUGCGAACUGAGCCCCGGGGUGAACCGUGACCUGACCCGCCGCGUCCGCAACAUCAACGGCAUCACCCAGCACAAGCAGAUUUUGCGCAAUGACAUCAAACUGGCUGCCAAGCUGAUCCACACGAUGGACGACCGCACACAGCUGUGGGGAGCUGGAGAAGCCCGUCCUGCCUCUGAACUCUCGAGCCUUCCUUCCCAGAACCCCAUCCUCAAGAACAUCACUGACUACCUGAUAGAGGAGGUGAGUGCUGAAGAGGAGGAGCUGCUGGGCAAAAGCGGGGAGCCUUCUGAAGAGCCCCCCAAAGAAGGAAAUCCAGCAGAGAUCACCGUGGAGAGAGAUGAGAAACUUGUCAAGGUGCUGGACAAACUCCUCCUAUACCUGCGCAUCGUCCACUCUGUGGAUUAUUACAACACUGCCGAGUAUCUCAACGAGGACGAAAUGCCCAACCGCUGCGGCAUCAUCCAUGUGCGGGGGCCCAUCCCGCCCAACCGUGUCACCCACCGGGAAGUGGCCGAGUGGCAGAAGCUGUUUGAGGACAAACUGACCCCCUUGUUCAGUGUGCGAGAGUCCCUCUCUGAAGAAGAGGCCCAGAAGAUGGGCAAGAAAGACCCCGAACAAGAGGUGGAGAAGUUUGUCACAUCCAACACCCAGGAGCUGGGGAAGGACAAGUGGCUGUGUCCCCUCAGCGGAAAAAAAUUCAAGGGUCCUGAGUUUGUCCGGAAGCAUAUUUUCAACAAGCAUGCGGAGAAGAUUGAGGAGGUGAAGAAGGAGGUGGCGUUUUUCAACAACUUCCUCACGGAUGCCAAGAGGCCUGCGCUGCCCGAGCUCAAGCUCAACCAGCCGCCGAUACCAGGGCAAGGCCUGGCCCCAGGGUUGCCUUACCCUCCACAGGCACCCCAGGGCUUGAUGCCCUAUGGACAGCCCCGACCCCCAAUCCUGGGAUACGGAGGCGGACCCCCUUAUGCUCCUGCCCCAUAUGCGGCUGGCAGAGGGAACUACGACACUUUCAGGGGGCAGGGAGGAUAUCUGAACAAACCCCAAAACAGGAUGGUCCGAGGGGACCCCCGCGCGAUCGUAGAGUACAGAGACCUGGACGCCCCAGAAGACGUUGAUUUCUUUUGAGUGAGAAGCGCUGCCGAGAUGAGUUUAAAUUUCUUUCCCUCCCUUGUGGUCACCUUUUUUUACAAAGGAAUGCCUGUCCUCCUCUCUCUUUCCUCGCCGCGGGUGUUGCUCUCCCCAUCCUCCCCUCCCCAGGACACACUAAACAUGCCCCUCUUGUGUGUAUGCUUCUCAUGUUUUAGUUCCAACUGGAUUUCAAUAAACUCCUCAGUUGAACACCCA